This is a messenger RNA of Colletotrichum destructivum, 2150 nucleotides long. RefSeq names its product Putative sporulation-specific protein Spo7. Gene Ontology annotation, molecular function: protein phosphatase regulator activity; phosphoprotein phosphatase activity. Gene Ontology annotation, biological process: nuclear envelope organization. The record is from RefSeq and is a predicted model, not a curated record. Bases 377 to 1756 code for a protein of 459 amino acids. Gene Ontology annotation, cellular component: Nem1-Spo7 phosphatase complex; membrane. NCBI's taxonomy places the organism in Eukaryota, Fungi, Ascomycota, Sordariomycetes, Glomerellales, Glomerellaceae. The transcript has a single exon.
GCCGGCCUGAUUGACAUCUGACUACCAAAUUCCCCCAAUUCCGCCCUUGUCUUGUCUCUCGCCGGCAGACGUCGACGGAGCUUCGUCCACUCCUCCCACACACACAAACGCACAACACGGGCAGUGCAGCAAACGCAGCAUUCUCGGUGUCUGCUCACCCGUUUUCUGCACUUGCACUUGCGCUUGCACCUGCACCUGCACCUGCACCCUCCGCUCCGACCACCGCGCAUGUCGGCAAAGCGUUGCUGACCACGGCUGCCGUCAAGGCCCCUCCCUCCCUCAAUCCCGUUCCGAAGGGAACCUGACCGCCGCAUCGCCGUCGAAAUCUUCCUCCCACGGCACGCCCAAGCAUCAUUCGCUACUCACGACCACCACCAUGGCCGACGAGCUCGACUCGCUCGUCAAGGGCGCCCCGCCUCCCGGUAAGGAGAUGAAGGCCGCCGUCGGCACCACCGGCGUUGUCCCCGACUCGGGCAAGCAGGGCGACCCCUUGAGCCACACCCCGAGCUCCCCGUCCAUGAUUUACCUGAACCUCCUCAUCCUUGAGGCUUCCCUGCGCGCCCAGUACCUCGAGCUGCGCGCCCGCCGCCGCCAUCACACCUUCUUCUUCACUCUGCUGACCGCUUGGAUAAGCGGCUUUGGCUACGCCCUCUUCUUCGCCCCGCGCGAGGACGGCCGCGGCAUCGGCGGCUCCGUUUACUGGGGCGUCGAGACAUUCGAGAAAAUCUGCUUCAUGGGCGGUGUCAUGACCGCCAUACUGGUCUGGGCUACGGGCAUCUGGGAACGGGGCAUACGUUGGCCACGACGUUGGUUCGCCAUCUCCAACAGAGGACUCCGAGGCUUCAACGCCAAGCUGGUUAUUAUCCGACGACCCUGGUGGGCCGAGUUUCUCUCCACCAUUGGCUUCUUCCUGACAUAUGGCCUCUUCUCCCAUACCGCGAGCUCCUCCUACCGCUACGUCGAACCUUCCACCCUGCGCGAGGUCGAGAAGGAGCUGAACCUCACCGCCGAGAACCAUCCAACGCUACCCGUCCUGGUCGAAGACGAAGAAAAAGGCGGCCACGAGGAGGACCUAGCCCCCGGCGGCGACUACGUCAAGCUGCUCCUGCUGGCCAAGCCCUUCACCCCGACAUUCCGAGAAAACUGGGAGAUCUACCGCACCGAAUACUGGGAGAAGGAGAACGAGCGCCGCGCCAUCAUCCAGAAGAAGCUCGCUGCCCGCGACCGCCAAGUCGCCAAACAGCGCUGGGGCAUCUUCUGGUGGCUGCCUUGGCAUCGCAUCGACCGCUCCGGCCCCGCCCCCGUCCGCCACCAACACGUCCCGGAGAAGACGACGAUCCACCCCCGUGCCGCCGCCAUCGAGCGCGAGCAUCGACGCCGCAGUAGCAGUACCAGUGUCCAUCGUCGCAGCUCCACGAGCUCCAACCGUAGCCUGGCGCCCUCCGUCGCUGCUACGAGCGACGACGGCGACGGCACCGUCAGUAGGAAGGCGAGCACCGGUUCCAACGCGUCGGACAAGAGGAGGAAGAAGAUGGCAUCCGUGUCCAAGUCGAAGCGUCCGAAUAUCGAGUCGAGAUCCGUCACACCCGAGAUUCCCUCGCCCCUGGCCAGGGAGAGCAACGCCAGUCGCGGCGAAACUGGUUCCGGCGCCGAGUCGGUGGCAGAAAGGUCGCUGAGACAUUCGUCGUCCAAGGCCAGCAUCAGUUCCUCCACCCAUUCCCCGCGAGAGAAGCAGCGUAAGGUCGGCGAGGCAUGACACGAUGGCAUGGGUUUAUAGUGUAUUUCUACGACGCGACCAAGCGAAGAGACGAUAAAUGAUGACAGCAUGCGUUGCCCACCACCGGUGAUUUUCCUUUGAGUGCUGAUGAUGAGCAAAGUUGCCCAUGAUGGCUGAAAAGAUAUCAGAAGAACGCGAAGGAUGCAUCAAGCAAGACGCUGCUCACGUCUUUGACUCAGUCAUAAUGAAGUUUGUAUUUUGUCAUGAACUAACUGCACUUGAACCAUACCGACAUUCCUCCAUUUAAAGCAGCAAAGAGGCUGAAGCCGAAGCCCCAGUUACAUUCAUUUCUUGUAAUCGACAGGCUGCUUUUCUGUAGGUACGGCGAGCCGGCCACAUGCGAUACCAAUACAUUAUCAUUAGGGCGAUACCU